Messenger RNA from Tetrapisispora phaffii CBS 4417, 759 nucleotides. RefSeq lists its product as uncharacterized. Lineage: Eukaryota; Fungi; Ascomycota; Saccharomycetes; Saccharomycetales; Saccharomycetaceae. Bases 1 to 759 code for a protein of 252 amino acids. The transcript has a single exon. The record is from RefSeq and is a predicted model, not a curated record. Gene Ontology annotation, molecular function: FMN binding; NAD(P)H dehydrogenase (quinone) activity.
AUGACAAAAAUCGCUAUUAUUACUUACUCAACUUAUGGUCAUGUUGAUACUUUAGCUAAAGAAAUUCAAAAAAGUAUUCAAGAUGCUUCAAAAGGUUUCAACGACGAUGUCGUGGACUUAUUCAGAUUAGAAGAAACCUUGAGUGAUGAUGUUUUACAAGCUAUGCAUGCUCCAGAAAAAGAUGCCUCAGUUCCAGUUAUUAAAGUAGAAGAUUUAAUUAAUUAUGAUGCUUUCGUAUUCGGUAUUCCAACGAGAUUCGGUUCUGCUCCAGCUCAAUGGUUACAUUUCUGGGAUCAAACAAGUUCUUUAUGGGCUCAAGGUCAAUUAUACGGUAAAAUGGCAUCUUUUUUCCUCAGUAGUGGUACUUAUGGUGGAGGCUUAGAGAGUACUGUCAGAAACACUUUAUCCUAUUUGGUUCACCACGGUAUCAUUUAUGUUCCAUUAGGUUACAAAAAUGCUUUUGCCGAACUAUCAAAUACUGAAGAAGUUCAUGGUGGUACUCCAUGGGGUGCAACUACUUUAGCUGAUACAGAUGGUUCUAGACAACCAAGUGAUUUGGAAUUAAGAAUUGCCAAUAUUCAAGGUAAGACUUUCUACGAGACUGUUAAAAGAUUUGCUGGUGAAAGUACUGAAGUACAAAAGAAAGAGAAGAAAACUAAGAUUACUGCUCUACAAACUGUAGAAAAGCAAGCUAAAAAGAAAGAAGAAAAAAAAGAAGAAAGCAAAAACUUUUUGACUGCCUGUUGUACUUUAAUGUAA